UAACCCUCUGAGUGGCAUGGCACGCAAGAAAGGAGUGGGCUGGUGUGCGAGUGAAUGAGGCUUAGGGCAGGGUGGUGGUUUUUGAGUAUGUAAAUGAGGGGAAUUAGGGUGAAAACUAUUAAUGUGUGCAUUUUAUGAUGAGUGCGCAGUUGUCUACAUUAAAUAUUUUGCACAUAAAAAUCCAUAUUAUAAGAUCUAGUGAACUAUUUUAGAUUUUGAUUUCUAGUUUUCAUCAAACAUGGGUAACUGUUUCAGCCGCUCUGCGAAUAAGAAUGUGAAAAAGGGGGAUCCAUCUGGACCCGCAACUGCAGAAAGAAAUAUUGAUAAUGGACCGACACCUAUAAGUGUUCUUGUCCCUGUACAGUCUCAUGAACCUACCAGUAUAAGACAUCCUGAUGCUGUGGUGCGAAGUGGUCCGAUGCUACCUCCAGUACCUAUGGACACUGAAAAUAUAUCUGGACAUAAUGCACCUAAAGUUUUCGUCGCCUUGUAUGAUUAUGAUGCUCGCACAGACGAGGAUUUAAGUUUUAAGAAAGGUGAGCACCUAGAGGUGCUUAAUGAUACGCAAGGAGACUGGUGGUUUGCCAGAUCUAAAGCAACUAAGAAAGAAGGCUAUAUCCCCUCAAAUUAUGUUGCAAAAUUGAAAUCAAUUGAAGCAGAACCAUGGUAUUUUGGAAAGAUCAAGAGGAUAGAAGCAGAAAAAAAACUACUCCUAGCAGAAAAUGAGCAUGGAGCAUUCUUAAUUCGUGAUAGUGAAAGUCGUCGCAAUGACUUUUCACUUUCAGUCAAAGAUGGUGAUACUGUAAAACAUUAUCGCAUUCGCCAGCUAGAUGAAGGUGGAUUCUUCAUUGCUAGAAGAACAACUUUUCGCACACUUCAAGAGUUAGUUGAGCAUUACAGCAAAGAUGCGGAUGGUCUUUGUGUCAAUCUCAGGAAACCUUGUGUUCAGGUUGAGAAACCAACUACUGGUGGACUUUCACACAGUACUAAGGAUCAGUGGGAAAUUGAUCGUAGUUCUCUAAAAUUUGUUCGAAAACUAGGCCAAGGCCAGUUUGGGGAAGUCUGGGAAGGUCUAUGGAACAACACUACUCCUGUUGCAAUUAAGACUUUGAAAACAGGCACAAUGGAUCCUAAAGAUUUCCUAGCAGAAGCGCAAAUUAUGAAGAAAUUGCGCCAUCCAAAAUUAGUGCAACUAUAUGCUGUAUGUACAUUAGAAGAACCAAUUUAUAUCAUAACAGAAUUGAUGAAAAAUGGAAGCCUAUUGGAAUUUUUGCAAGGGCGAGGAAGAACGCUAAAAUUGCCACAACUUAUAGACAUGUCUGCACAAAUAGCUGCUGGAAUGGCUUAUCUUGAAUCACAAAAUUAUAUCCAUAGGGAUCUUGCAGCACGAAACAUUUUAGUAGGAGACAGUAACAUCGUUAAAAUAGCUGACUUUGGACUGGCUCGUUUAAUUAAGGAGGAUGAGUAUGAAGCAAGAGUUGGUGCGAGAUUCCCUAUAAAGUGGACAGCCCCUGAAGCUGCAAAUUAUAGUAAAUUCUCUAUAAAAUCAGAUGUUUGGUCUUUUGGUAUACUUUUGACUGAGCUUGUCACUUAUGGCCGAAUACCAUAUCCUGGUAUGACAAACGCUGAAGUGCUGCAUCAAGUUGAGCAUGGCUAUCGAAUGCCAUGUCCUCCUGGAUGCCCUUCUGCUCUGUAUGAAAUAAUGUUAGAAUGUUGGCAUAAAGAUCCUAUGAAACGACCAACUUUUGAAACAUUGCAAUGGAAACUUGAAGAUUUCUUUACCAUGGAGGGAUCUGAAUAUAAAGAAGCAUCUAUAGCCUACUGACAACUACCUCCACGCCCUAGGUAUGAAUGGGGUGUGCAGCAGCUUGGCAGGAAUGUACUAAUUCCACACUAUGAUCUCAAUGGAUAAAAACUUUGCCUGUGAAAGAUGGUUAUAAACCUUUCAAAUUUCUGACUCUAUUUGUUGUGAAUUUAAAACCAAUCAUGUUAGCUUUUUUCAGUUGUCAAGUUCUAUAGUUUACCUCAGAUGCCACUGAAAAUAAAUUAAGUUUUAAGUCAAUUAUGUAAGUUCUUACCUUAUGCAGGAAUACUGAAAUAUAUGUGAUGAUUGAGCAACUGUGCUUAAUAUGUGAUUUUAAAUUAUUUUCAGCCUCAAGUAAUGCGAUUUCGAACUUAACUAUUGACCUGAUAAUGGUAAAAGAAUAGAUUUAGGAUAAUAAUGUAAAUUAAUUUUUAUCUGUGAUGCUGUAGUAAUGUGGCUUAUGGUGUCUUCGAAUGACUUCAUCAUCAUUAUAAUGUCCUAAAUGUAUAGCAGUGUUCUGCCAAGUUUUGAGUCUGCUCUCUUAGUUGAGUCUUGUCAUAUUAGCUGGUUGGAAACAUAUGCAAUGAUGGUUUAGUCAUAUUUGUCCUCAUGUUGUAUUUAUUAAUAAAGUUUCAUUAUUUCACUCUUUUAUAUACUCAGUGCUGCUUGAUUCAAGUCAGAUUUUUGAUACCAAUGUCAUAAUAACUUGAUUAUUGCAAGUGCUAAAUCUGUACAAUUUUUCCAGUUUGUCAUACCUGUAUAGUAAAAGAAUUAGAUGCUCAUGUUGUUAAUGAUAGAUUAGUGUAAGUUUUAUAGACUAAACAUAUGUCUAAUGCAUCAUUUUUCUUACAGCUACUUAAUGUUCCGUGAGGUUAGAGCAGUAAAUAAUACUGGGGCCAUGUCAUCAACUAUAUUGCCUUAAGAGUAAAAUCUAGCUGCUGUGCAUAUCGUAAUACUGCUGUGCCUCUGGAUGGAAAAUAAUUUUUUAAUAAAAUAUUGUAUACAAAAAUUAAGUUUUUAAAUUUUCAAGCAUCAAUGCCAUGCAGAUGCCAUAAAAGUUUUCUAAUUUUUAACUAUUUUUAUAGUUUUGGGUUCACAGAUUUCUUUAAUAAAUAUCCUCUUAGUAUCUAGCAACUGUUUAGUGUUUAAUAAGCAUCCUUUGUGUAUAUGUAUGUGAAAAAUGUCAUUGAAACUUAAUUAGCAAAUUAUGUGAUGCAUUUAUAAAUUUUGUAUGUCAAUAUCAAUCAUUAGUUGUAUUUUAUUUGUAAAAAUAAAGUUUUCCAGCACAAUUUGAUCCUGCAGAUUUAUGGAAAAGUGUAUCUAUCCAUUUCAAGGAUGAUGCCUUAACUUUAAUCCAUUUCUUCAAUAAAACUGUCAGGCAGGUGACUCUGUAUUUAUGAAUUAUGUUGAAUGUAGUAUUUUCAUUUUGAAGUCAUCAUCUUCUUUUUCAUCAUUGAACACUUGCUUUCGUGAAAUAUGACUUUUGUACGACUGUCAAGUACCAUUACGUGUCGCUAAAAUUGUUUCAAUUUUUAAUGUGUGUAAUAAUUAGUUUGUAUUAAUUGAGUUAAAAUAAAAUAUUUUAUCUUUUUUG
This is a messenger RNA of Stegodyphus dumicola, 3398 nucleotides long. Its product is annotated as tyrosine-protein kinase Src42A-like. Lineage: Eukaryota; Metazoa; Arthropoda; Arachnida; Araneae; Eresidae. The record is from RefSeq and is a predicted model, not a curated record. Gene Ontology annotation, biological process: protein phosphorylation. Gene Ontology annotation, molecular function: protein tyrosine kinase activity; protein binding; ATP binding.